Messenger RNA from Tinamus guttatus (white-throated tinamou), 1320 nucleotides. RefSeq names its product nuclear transcription factor Y subunit alpha (gene NFYA). Lineage: Eukaryota; Metazoa; Chordata; Aves; Tinamiformes; Tinamidae. Gene Ontology annotation, biological process: regulation of DNA-templated transcription. Gene Ontology annotation, cellular component: CCAAT-binding factor complex. The record is from RefSeq and is a predicted model, not a curated record. Gene Ontology annotation, molecular function: DNA binding; DNA-binding transcription factor activity.
GCAAUGGAGCAGUACACAACAAAUAGCAACAGCUCCACAGAGCAGAUUGUUGUGCAGGCUGGGCAGAUUCAGCAACAGCAGCAGGGUGGUGUCACUGCUGUCCAGCUGCAGACUGAGGCCCAGGUGGCAUCCGCCUCAGGCCAGCAAGUCCAGACCCUCCAGGUAGUGCAGGGUCAGCCGCUCAUGGUACAAGUCAGCGGGGGUCAGCUGAUCACCUCCACCGGGCAGCCCAUCAUGGUGCAGGCCGUGCCGGGCGGGCAGGGCCAGACCAUCAUGCAAGUCCCCGUUUCUGGAACACAGGGCCUGCAGCAGAUUCAGUUGGUCCAGCCAGGUCAGAUUCAGAUUCAAGGUGGGCAGGCUGUGCAGGUACAGGGGCAGCAGGGCCAGACCCAGCAGAUCAUUAUACAGCAGCCACAGACUGCAGUUACUGCUGGCCAGACACAGACCCAGCAACAAAUAGCAGUUCAAGGGCAACAGGUAGCGCAAACAGCUGAAGGCCAGACCAUUGUCUAUCAGCCUGUUAAUGCUGAUGGAACCAUUCUUCAACAAGUUACAGUCCCUGUUACAGGCAUGAUCACCAUCCCAGCAGCCAGUUUGGCUGGAGCUCAAAUUGUCCAGACGGGAGCCAACACCAAUACAACCAGCAGUGGACAAGGGACUGUGACAGUGACGCUACCAGUUGCUGGAAAUGUUGUCAAUUCAGGGGGAAUGGUUAUGAUGGUACCUGGAGCUGGAUCAGUACCAGCUAUCCAGAGAAUACCUUUGCCUGGAGCAGAAAUGCUGGAAGAAGAGCCACUCUAUGUAAAUGCUAAGCAGUAUCACCGGAUCCUAAAGAGGAGGCAGGCACGAGCUAAGCUUGAAGCUGAGGGAAAAAUUCCCAAAGAAAGAAGGAAAUACUUGCAUGAGUCUCGGCACCGUCAUGCCAUGGCCAGGAAGCGGGGAGAAGGUGGACGUUUCUUCUCACCAAAGGAAAAAGAUAGCACACACAUGCAGGAUCCAUCUCAGGCCAGUGAAGAAGCAAUGACACAGAUGAUAAGAGUUUCUUAACUGCUGCUUAAAGAAGAAAAUAACUGAAUAAAAUUCCUGUCCCUCCUACAAGUCUGUCCUACCUUACCAGUGUAUCAAGCAAGUCUUUUCAAUGGGACAAUCACCACAUCACAGCCUAUCCUUUUCUACAGAACAAACACCACUUUUUUCAGUAUGUGGCUGAGAUUUUAACUGCAGUGGACUCAACAAAUAGAAACUUAAUGACUUCACUGGUAUACUCUUCUGAUCCAGCGCAGGGAUUUCAAAGUCCGACUGCUCAUGCCUACGUGGUUA